AUGAAUCCACUGAUAAAACAAGUGCUCCAGCGAUUUCUCAAGUCACAGGGACGAAGAAUCCUGAUGCGCGGCGCGGCUAGACUUGCGGCUGGCCUGGGAGCAGCUGGUGCUGGGGCGGCGGCUAGUGGUGCCGCUGGAGCUGGAGCCGCAGCAGGUGCCAGUGCUGGAGCUGCUGCCGCCGGGGCAGGAGCCGCUGCUGCUGGGGCUGGAGCAAGUGCUGCUUCUCUCGGAGCUGUUGCCCAAGUCGCCGGUCGAAUCCCCGCUGCGAUGUACCCGAUCACUAUUCCAGUCAUGAUGCUCGUCGUGUACGGAAGCGAAUACUUAGAAGGCGACGAAAAGAAAGAAACUGUAGUGACAAAAAGCAUAAUCGAGAAGAGACGAGAAAGACUCGCGAAAGAGCAAAGUGAAGAUAAUAACUCGACUGAUAACAAAAGCUUAUCUCUGUAA
This is a messenger RNA of Oikopleura dioica, 447 nucleotides long. The record is from the annotation of a GenBank genome assembly. Lineage: Eukaryota; Metazoa; Chordata; Appendicularia; Copelata; Oikopleuridae.